CUGGCGCCAGUUUCCUGCUCUUAAAUUAGUACCUGUGCUGCUGCUCGACCCACCUGAGUGCGUUUUUUUGUCCCGUGUUCGUGUGAGCGUUUCGUGUUUGUUUGCUAACGUGUUCGUCGCUCUCGAGCGCGGACUAACGGACUUGUUUCCCCCCCUUAGUGGACUCCCGCCACUGGAAGGAGCUCAGGUGAGCGCGGAGGAGGAAUAAGAAGAGGAAGAAGAGGCAAGAAAGUUCCAGGCCAACAUGCCUCGAGCCUUCCUGGUGAAGAAGGCCAACGUUUCGCCGGGAAAGCGGAACUGGAGCGAGCUCCCGGACGACGAACGAGGAGACGUCUACGUCCCAGGAGAACAAUUGGCAUUGUUGCCAUCAGACGUCAGGAUCAGAUAACAAAUAACGGACUAAACCCCCCCAACCCUCCUAGCCCCCAUGGAACCCCCCAUCAGCGUUGUGACGUCAUCCUUCUUCAACAAGCAGCAUUUCUCUUAUUAUGGAGGAGACUUCCUGCACAACAACGGUCUCCUUGCCUGUGUGUCCAUCUUUCCCCCGUCCGUCCUGGUGAUGGAGGAUGAGGCGAGUCCAGCCGAGGCCGCACCACUCUGCCUGGCUAAGCAGUCUGUAACCGAGAGCCACGCGCACGCCGAACUGCCGUCCUGCACGGUGCUGGGCCGGCCGCAGAGCCCGGUGGCGCCUAUGACGGACGAGAGUUCAGAGGUCCGUGCCAAUUGGUCACAGAGCAGCUCUUUGUUUGUCCGCUCCAAAAUGAAGGUGACGACAGGCGAAUUGCCUCAUGAUCCUGUUCCUACAUCGCCAUCCCUGACAGUACCGGAAGACACGUUAAUGCCCGUUGUCAUGACGACAAACCCAGUUCCCAUGAAAUUUGCCUCAUCUGUGAUCCGGUCGUCGAGCGGGCUGACGCUGCCCUUAAUUUGUCAGAUUUGCCAGAAAACGUUCCAGUACCAACGAAUGUUAAACCGACACAUGAAGUGUCACAACGACACCAAGCGGCACCUCUGUAGCUUCUGCGGCAAAGGCUUCAACGACACCUUUGACCUCAAGAGACACGUGCGCACACACACGGGAGUUCGGCCGUACAAGUGCAAUCUCUGUGACAAGGCCUUCACGCAGCGGUGCUCGCUGGAGUCGCACAUGAAGAAGAUCCACAGCGUCACGCAAAAGUACGCCUACAAGGAGCGCCGCAACAAGCUGUAUGUGUGCGAGGAGUGCGGCCACACAGCGGCCACGCAGGACGAGCUGCUGCUGCACCUCCACUCGCUGCACCCCGACAGCGCCCUCUUGAAAGGGAAGGGGGGACGGCGGGCAGGGAGUUCGGGAGGAACAGGAUUGAUCGGAGAGCUGGAAUGUACGCUGGGUUCACCACAAGGAGCCGAUAGUGACGACACCACGGGAUCAGCCGGCCUAUAAAAAGAAAGAGAAAAACAUUUCUGACUGGAACUAUCAUGGGACUGCUAACUUGCUUUUCUUGCUUUUUUACUGCAUGUGGGCCUUCUGUAAAGCAAUAUAGGACUUUCCUAUCAGUUGAUUCAUUAAAGGGAGUAAUAUA
Messenger RNA from Nerophis lumbriciformis (worm pipefish), 1562 nucleotides. RefSeq names its product ovo-like zinc finger 1a (gene ovol1a). Gene Ontology annotation, biological process: regulation of transcription by RNA polymerase II; epidermal cell differentiation. Gene Ontology annotation, cellular component: nucleus. NCBI's taxonomy places the organism in Eukaryota, Metazoa, Chordata, Actinopteri, Syngnathiformes, Syngnathidae. The record is from RefSeq and is a predicted model, not a curated record. Gene Ontology annotation, molecular function: RNA polymerase II cis-regulatory region sequence-specific DNA binding; DNA-binding transcription factor activity, RNA polymerase II-specific.